Papaver somniferum (opium poppy) is the source of this 1926-nucleotide messenger RNA. RefSeq names its product O-fucosyltransferase 38-like. The transcript has 12 exons. The record is from RefSeq and is a predicted model, not a curated record. NCBI's taxonomy places the organism in Eukaryota, Viridiplantae, Streptophyta, Magnoliopsida, Ranunculales, Papaveraceae. Bases 157 to 1680 code for a protein of 507 amino acids. Gene Ontology annotation, cellular component: nucleus; cytoplasm.
CUGGUUUUAAAGAUUCUAGAAAGUGGGAGUGUGAACCCAGAUCAGUAAAUUUUGUUCUGAUUUCUUUGUUUCUGUUCUUCUUCAAAAUUGAAAUAGAAUGAUCAUCGUAGAUUAGAUCUGAUUAAAAAUUCUGAAGGAAAAUCAAAAUCUCAUGAGAUGGUAAAGGGAAGAAUUGGUUCUUCUUCUAGAAACUCAGCAAGAUAUAAAAGUAUCUUGAAACCAUCAACAUCUCUUAAUUCAUCAAUCACUUGUGUAGUUCUUGGUUUCUUCGUCAUUACCAUAUUCUUCUUCAUCUGUACUUCAAGGUAUAAUGAUGAACCCUCCAAAUCUUUCUUACCAGAUGAGGAGGAGUCCCUACAACAACAGGUGCGAAUUGAUCAACUGUGGGAAGCUCCUCAUAGUUAUGGUUUUCACCCAUGUAUCAAACCUACUCCUCGAUAUAAAGCAACUGAAGAAUGGGACCGCUACAUAACUGUCAAAAGCAAUGGAGGGCUCAAUCAAAUGCGCACUGGUAUUGCUGAUAUGGUCGCUGUAGCACGAAUAAUGAAUGCAACAAUGGUGAUUCCUCAAUUGGACAGAAAGUCUUUUUGGCAAGAUUCAAGUACAUUCUCAGAUAUAUUUGAUGAGCGUCAUUUCAUUGCAAUCCUGCAACAAGAUGUAAAGAUAGUCAGAGAGCUUCCCAAGGAAUUGGAAUUGGUUCCUAGAGCUCGGAAACACUUCACUUCAUGGGGGAGUAUGGGCUAUUAUGAAGAGAUGACAGGAUUAUGGAAGGAUUAUCAGGUGCUUCAUGUUGCAAAAUCUGAUUCCCGACUAGCAAACAAUGACCUCCCUCUUGACAUCCAGAGGUUGCGAUGCCGUGCUUUGUACAAUGCUCUCCGCUUCUCUCCUUCAAUUGAGAAUCUGGCAAAGAAGCUGGUGGAGCGGCUGAGAUCAAAAGGUGGGAAAUAUAUUGCUCUUCAUCUUCGAUACGAGAAAGAUAUGCUGGCUUUCACUGGUUGUACAUAUGGACUGACUGACAUCGAAGCCAAAGAACUGAGAAUUUUAAGAGAAAAUACAAGCCACUGGAAGGUAAAGAAGAUUAACUCAACAGAGCAAAGAAUCGGAGGGCUAUGUCCCCUAACUCCAAAGGAGGUUGGCAUUUUCCUUCAAGCUCUUGGUUACCCUCCAUCUACGACAAUUUACAUUGCUGCUGGAGAAAUUUAUGGUGGUGAUGCUUACCUUUCAGAAUUCAAAUCCCGCUUUCCGAAUCUUGUUUUCAAGGAAACAGUGGCAACUUCGAAAGAAUUGGAAGCAUUUGCAGAUCAUGCAUCUCAAACAGCAGCUCUGGAUUAUAUUAUGUGCAUAGAGAGUGACGUUUUUGUUCCAUCAUAUCCAGGCAACAUGGCAAGAGUUGUUGAGGGACACCGUAGAUUCUUGGGUCACCGAAAAACAGUUUCCCCGGAUAGGAAAGGACUUGUUGAAGUUUUUGAAAAGAUGGAAACGGGAGAGGUGGAAGAAGGAGUUUCAUUAUCAUCUGUCAUAACUGGGAUGCACAAAAACAGGCAAGGAGGUCCAAGGAAGAGAAGAGGUUUGAUGCCAGGGAUCAAAGGUCGAGCUAGGUUUAGAACUGAAGAAUCUUUCUACGAGAAUCCACUUCCAGAGUGCAUUUGCGGAACCAAAAAGCAUGUUCACCCUGCUUAAAGGGAUUAAUUGUCAUAUUAGAGAUUCAACAUCAUCCACAGUGCAUGAUUAUGAGGGUGGACUUCUUUUGCAGUUGUAAGUUGGAAUUCCAAAUUAAGCAUCUGCUGAAAUUCUGGCUUAUAUUGCCUUCUAUUGAAAAGAAAUUUGUAUUCUUUUGUUCUUUUUGAUGGAGUGCUUGUACUGAUCUGACAUUGUUCGUGUAUUUUGAUCACAAAUAUCAAUAUAAAAUCUUUUUAGCCUUCAUAA